AUGGAGCCUGUGCAUAUCCCUGCUGACCUGGUGGACCAACUGGAGCGACUGGCGCUGGUGGAUUUCCGCUCCAAACAGGGACUGGCUUGUUUGGAGGAAGCCAUCAGAUUUGCAGAUCAGCUUCAUGCUGUUGACACUUCAGGGGUGGAACCAAUGGAUUCAGUUCUGGAGGACAGGUCAUUAAACCUUAGGGAGGAUGCAGUGACGGAAGGGGACUGUGCUGAAGAACUGCUUCAGCUCUCCAAACACACUGUUGAAGAAUAUUUUGUGGCACCACCAGGAAAUAUUCCUCUACCAACGAGGGAGGAAAGGGCCACCAUACUGAAACACUCAGUCAUGAUAUUCAUUACAAAUAGUACAUUUUGGAAGUUAAAUAAAAACCUUAAGGUCCUGCAUUAAGAUUGUGUUAUUGUUAUUGUUCGGUUUCAUUUACACCUGCUGCAGUUUGGUUACUUCUCUUCUUAGUUUUGGUUUCAUGUCAGCAACAUGGUGAGUCAGCAGUGUUUGGACAACCUGUGUUAUGAGGAAUUCAUAAGGAAUGUUGUACAGGGC
Messenger RNA from Gymnodraco acuticeps, 552 nucleotides. Its product is annotated as glutamyl-tRNA(Gln) amidotransferase subunit C, mitochondrial-like. Gene Ontology annotation, cellular component: glutamyl-tRNA(Gln) amidotransferase complex; mitochondrion. The record is from RefSeq and is a predicted model, not a curated record. Bases 1 to 399 code for a protein of 132 amino acids. NCBI's taxonomy places the organism in Eukaryota, Metazoa, Chordata, Actinopteri, Perciformes, Bathydraconidae. Gene Ontology annotation, biological process: mitochondrial translation; glutaminyl-tRNAGln biosynthesis via transamidation; regulation of translational fidelity. Gene Ontology annotation, molecular function: glutaminyl-tRNA synthase (glutamine-hydrolyzing) activity. The transcript is spliced from 4 exons.